Molecule: messenger RNA, 644 nt
Organism: Vollenhovia emeryi
Lineage: Eukaryota; Metazoa; Arthropoda; Insecta; Hymenoptera; Formicidae
Gene: mRpS23
Product: probable 28S ribosomal protein S23, mitochondrial
Exons: 4
Coding region: 157-591 (144 amino acids)
Biological process (GO): translation
Cellular component (GO): mitochondrion; ribosome
Molecular function (GO): structural constituent of ribosome
Source: RefSeq, a predicted model, not a curated record
ACGUGCGAGAGAUGGCGACGGUGCGCCGCGCGGGCGCGAGAGGUUAGGUUCGCUCGUGCGGUCCGCUCUUGGGUGACUUGGGUCGAGUGAGUCGAGUCUCGCUCAGUCUCGCUCUCAAGAUUCGCUCGUGGAGCGUCACAUCGGGAAAAGUACACGAUGGCGCAGAGCAGGCUGGAGAGGAUCGGCACGAUAUACAGCAGAGUUACCUCGUUAUUGAAAGGCAAAGCUAUGAAGGAGGAAGACAUGCCGCUGUGGGUGGCGGUGUACCAGGCUUUUCCCCCGAAGUACGAGCCUAGAUACGACAGACGACUGCCGAGGAAACCGAUCAGGCCUGUCUUUUACGAGGAGGACCCUAUUCGAGCGAGGUUCCACAGAGAUCAGAGCUUCAUACCAAGUACCAAUCUGGCGAACGAAAAUGUCAAGUCCGCCACGCAGAACUUCCUCUCCAUGUACCAGGCGAUAAGCAAGCAGGAAGGACUGUCUGAAGACGACGCGUACGAAAAGGCGAUGAAACGAUACGCCUCCGAGGUGGAGACGAGAAGGGAGCCGACGAAUACGAAAGAACCAUUCACAGACUCUCGAGUGAAGUAGUAAAAUAUAUUCGUAUAGUUUUGUUAUAAAUAAAGAUCUCAUUGUUAAAACUC